Molecule: messenger RNA, 1188 nt
Organism: Racocetra fulgida
Lineage: Eukaryota; Fungi; Glomeromycota; Glomeromycetes; Diversisporales; Gigasporaceae
Source: the annotation of a GenBank genome assembly
AUGGCAGCAGCUUUAUCUUUAUCAAAUCUUUUGCAUCCUACCCCAAAUCACUCUUAUAUGCAACCAAAUUUCACCCAUUUGUACGAUGCAGCUCAUGAUCCUUCUAUGUCAAUGCGUUCUAACGCGUCUGUAGACAGGCAAAAUGCUCCUAGACCUUAUAAAUGUAACAUAUGCCAUAGGGGUUUUUAUAGAUUGGAACAUCAAACUCGUCAUAUUCGUACUCAUACUGGUGAAAAACCUCAUCAUUGUGAUUUUCCUGGUUGUGAAAAACGAUUUUCUAGAUCUGAUGAAUUGACUCGUCAUAAACGUAUUCAUUCAAACACAAAUAAAAAGGAUAAACGGAAACAGCAACAACAAAAAAUGACUGUUGAAUUCAAAAAUAAUGCUUUCCGGUCUCGUAGUAAUAGUAAUAGUUCUAAUGCUAGUUCUUCUAGCACUAGCUCGGCUGGUUCCAUCGAUGGAAAUAAUUCUGCUUUUCAUCCGGUUCAUCAAAUUCAUCAUCCUGUUCAUUUGCCACAUUCAUCUAUUUCCAUCAAUAUUCCUACCAUGGAUUAUCCUCGUGUUCAAGGCAUAAAUAAUCUUGUCGCGCAACAUCCUCCUACAUUGGAUUUCUCUUUGCAUGAUCAUUUCCCAAAAAGAGUUAUUUCUAAUGAUAAUAAUGAAUACAAUAAUUCUUUGAUGAGUCCACCUUUAACUGCCGUUGUUUUUGAUGGUCAGGUGCCUUCACCUCAAAUGUGUAAUGACAAUGGAUCCGAUGAAGAACAUGAUUUCAUACCAACUCCUGUUCAUACACCUAAUAUCAGUCCUGGACCAUCACCAUCUUUGGGUCCUUUGGGCGAUUCUGAUUCUUUCCAUGCCCAAACAACAGUAAAUAAUGCUCUUCUUCCAGGAUUUGGUAGAAUGAGUAUCGAAAAUUAUGAAUGGAAACCCCAAUGUCAUUCUAAUUUUACUAUUAUGACACCCCCCGUAUUAUCGAAUCGUAUCAGUGAUAUAGUUAAUGAUCCGACAUUUUCUCCAAGGGCCAGAGCCUUACCACCACUUACGAACAAUAAUAACACCGUUCCUACUGUUACUUCUACCACUGGUUCAAUCGGUGUUAAUAGUUCCUGUUUUGGAAUAUUCAAUAACAACGCAAAUACUUUCGAUUAUGGUCGUCAAUAUCAAAAUUUACCUCCUUUUAGGUAUUAA